AGCGACUGCAGAGGCGCUGCGCCAAGCCGGGCCGGAGCCGUGCGAGCCGGCGGGACUGCGGGGGGCGAGUGGUCUCAGCCCCGGGGACACCGCCCAUCCCGCCCCUCACCCGGACCCGCAGCCUCAUGGCCAUGUCCUUGCCGGGGAGUAGACGAACCCCUGCUGGAUCCCGCAGUGGGGGCACUUUGGGCCGCAGCGGCCUGGCAGUGUUCGCCCAGUGCCCACAGCUGCCCACCAGCCAGAAUGAGCACCUGCCUCUUCUCCCCGCCUCCAGGCGCACCUCUCCACCCGUGAGCGUGCGGGAUGCCUACGGCACCUCCUCCCUCAGCAGCAGCAGCAACUCUGGCUCCUGCAAGGGCAGUGACAGCAGCCCCACACCCAGGCGCUCCAUGAAAUACACAUUGUGCAGUGACAACCAUGGCAUCAAGCCCCCUACACCGGAGCAGUACCUGACCCCACUGCAGCAGAAGGAGGUGUGCAUCCGGCACCUGAAGGCCCGGCUCAAGGACACGCAGGACCGACUCCAGGACCGGGACACAGAGAUUGAUGACCUGAAGACACAGCUGUCACGCAUGCAGGAAGACUGGAUCGAGGAGGAGUGCCACCGUGUGGAGGCCCAGCUGGCCUUGAAGGAGGCCCGAAAGGAGAUCAAGCAGCUCAAGCAGGUCAUCGACACAGUCAAGAACAACCUGAUUGACAAAGACAAGGGACUGCAGAAGUACUUCGUGGACAUCAACAUCCAGAACAAGAAGCUGGAGACGCUGCUGCACAGCAUGGAGGUGGCCCAGAAUGGUGCUGCCAAGGAGGAGGGCACUGGGGAGUCAACUGGUGGCUCCCCUGCUCGUUCCCUCACCCGCAGCUCCACCUACACCAAGCUGAGCGACCCAGCUGUUUGUGGUGACCACCAGCCUGACGAUCCCCACAGCGCCUCUGCUGAGGAUGGAGCUGACAGUGGCUUUGUGGCUGCUGAUGACACACUGAGCCGGACGGAUGUCCUGGAGGCCAGCAGUCUGCUGUCAUCCGGGGUGGACUGCGGCCUGGAAGAAGCCUCGCAGCAGAGCUCCUUCAACCUGGGCCCCCGCUUCCCUGCCAGCAACACCUACGAGAAGCUGCUGUGUGGCAUGGAGGCUGGCGUGCAGGCCAGCUGCAUGCAGGAACGGGCCAUCCAGACAGACUUUGUGCAGUACCAGCCUGAGCUGGACACCAUCCUAGAGAAAGUGAGCCAGGCCCAGGUGUGUGGGACAGUCCCUGAGGACUGGCACCCAAGACCAGAUCCCCAACCCCCAGGGCCCAGAGACUCUAACUCAGCAGUGGUGGUGACAGUGGGUGACGAUCUUGAGGCCCCGGAGCCUAUCACCCAUGGGCCUACCGCACACCAGCCUGGAGCCAACCCCAGCCCUGGGCUAUCGGUGAGCGUGGUGUGCCCUGUGGAAGACGAGGAGGAGGCCGCCACAGCCUCAGCUGAAAAGGAGCCCAAGAGCUACUGGAGCCGCCACUACAUCGUGGAUCUGCUGGCUGUGGUUGUGCCAGCCGUGCCCACGGUGGCCUGGCUCUGCCGCUCCCAGCGGCGACAGGGCCAGCCCAUUUACAACAUCAGCUCCCUGCUGCGGGGCUGCUGCACCGUGGCCUUGCACUCCAUCCGCAGGAUCAGCUGCCGCUCACUGAGCCAGCCCAGCCCCAGCUCGGCAGGUGGCUCCCAGCUCUGA
Molecule: messenger RNA, 1706 nt
Organism: Castor canadensis (American beaver)
Lineage: Eukaryota; Metazoa; Chordata; Mammalia; Rodentia; Castoridae
Gene: Snph
Product: syntaphilin
Biological process (GO): neuron differentiation
Cellular component (GO): cytoplasmic microtubule; mitochondrion
Source: RefSeq, a predicted model, not a curated record